Messenger RNA from Phytophthora infestans T30-4, 306 nucleotides. RefSeq lists its product as uncharacterized. The transcript has 2 exons. NCBI's taxonomy places the organism in Eukaryota, Oomycota, Peronosporomycetes, Peronosporales, Peronosporaceae. The coding region runs from base 1 to 306 and encodes 101 amino acids. The record is from RefSeq and is a predicted model, not a curated record.
AUGGAUAUUUUCUUCCUGCAAGUUCCGAGCACCGUACAAUUGUGGCUGAAGGAGACUGCAGUGGUGGAUGAGACCAAGGAGCGCUUAAAGACGUUGGUGGCGAUUGUUAAAGAGAAGAUUGCCCCAACAGACCAAGGAAGCGUCCGCCAAGGCAAAGCCAAGGCUCGACCGCGUCUGCUUGGUGUAGUUCCGAUCGUGAAGAAGCGGCGGAAGCGCCUGCGAAGUCGCCACCCUAUCAUCGACGCGUUUCUGAACGAAGAAGACGGCGCAGAUGCCUUUGCUGAUUUGGAAGACUUCAUUGAAUAG